Molecule: messenger RNA, 1399 nt
Organism: Entamoeba dispar SAW760
Lineage: Eukaryota; Evosea; Mastigamoebida; Endamoebidae
Product: AP-2 complex subunit alpha-1, putative
Exons: 1
Biological process (GO): intracellular protein transport; clathrin-dependent endocytosis
Cellular component (GO): AP-2 adaptor complex; membrane coat
Molecular function (GO): clathrin-cargo adaptor activity
Source: RefSeq, a predicted model, not a curated record
AUGGAUAGAGCAAAGGUGUUUAAUAAAGAAAUAUAUGAAUUCACAAAUAAGAUUCAAGAAUAUAAUUUAGAAUCAGAAAAUGAAAUAGUUAAUUAUGAAAUGGCUUUAAUAAGAAAAGAAUUAAAAGAAAAAAAAAUAAAAAGAAAGAAGAGAAGAUUAAAUGCAUUAAAAAUGAUUUAUAUUAAUAUAUUAGGAUAUGAAAUUGAUGUUGGAAUUAUAGAAAUUAUUGAGCUAUUAAGUAGUAAUAAAUUUCUUGAUAAACAGAUUGGAUAUUUUGCUUUUCAAAUGUUAUAUUCUAAUGUACCAGAAUCAACUAGAAUGAUUAUUAAUACUCUUCAACAAGACUUAGAGAGUUCUAAUGAAUAUAUUGUUUCAAAUGCAUUAACAGUUAUUAGUUCAUUAGCAAAUAUUGAAGUUAUUGAUUCACUUGCACCAAAUAUUAUUAAACUUUGUAUUGGAUUUAAUGAGGAUUCAAUAAAAAAACGUGGGAUACUGACAUUAACAAAAUUAUAUAAAAUACAACCAAAUAUUAUAAUAAUAAAUCCAAAUUUUAUGAAAAUAAUAGAAAAAGAAAUGAAUUAUGAAAUGGAUUUAGGAUUAAUUAAUAGUAUUGUUUUAUUAUUAUCUGAAAUUAUAAAAAAAAAUCCAACUAUUGUUCAACCAUUUGGAAAUAAAUUAAUAAAUAUUUUACAUAAUUUAGUACAUCAUAAAAUAAAUAUAAAUAAAGGAAUAGAAUAUCAUGAAAUAGUUUCUCCAUGGUUACAAAUUUCAUUAUUUAAAUUAUUAUCAAAAAUAAAAUUGGAUUCUUCAGCAAAUUCUAAAUUUUGGGAACUUGUUGAAUUUACAUUGAAAUAUUUUGAACAUUUAAAAGAAAAAUUACAAUCACAAAUACAUAAAAAAUAUAUUUUAAUGGGUUUAUUAUUUGAAAUAGCUUCUAUUAUUAUUAAAAAUGAACAAGAACAAUUUUUUAAUUAUCUUCUUCCUUUAUUAAUUGAAUUAAUUAAAGAAAAAGAUAUUAAUAUUCAAUGUCUUACAUUAGAUAUUUUUAUUCUUCUUGGAGAAAAUAAUUAUAAACAAAUUUGUCAAAAAUAUCUUGUUGAUAUUAUUAAAUGUUUAGAAUAUUCAGAUAUUAUUAAAUGUUUAGAAUAUUCAGAUAUUACUAUAAAAAGGAGAACUAUAGAAGUACUUUAUUCUUUAUGUACUAAAAAUAAUAUUCGAAAUGUUGUUCAACACUUUCUUCUUUUACUUAAAAAGAGUGGAAAUGAAUUAAAAGAAGAACUUAUUAUUAAAAUUUCAUUAUUAGCUGAAUUAGAUAAUAAAAAAGAUGAUUGGUAUAUUAAACACAUGCUUACUACUCUUUAUCUUGGUUCAGAAUUUAUAAGACCAGAACUGUCUGAUC